This is a messenger RNA of Dendronephthya gigantea, 4187 nucleotides long. RefSeq lists its product as uncharacterized. Gene Ontology annotation, molecular function: calcium ion binding. Lineage: Eukaryota; Metazoa; Cnidaria; Anthozoa; Malacalcyonacea; Nephtheidae. The record is from RefSeq and is a predicted model, not a curated record. Bases 302 to 3262 code for a protein of 986 amino acids. The transcript has 11 exons.
UUUCAUAGGUAUAUAUGCCUGCUUGGUGAAGUCAAACAGGACUGAAGUUGGUCGCUAUAAAGACUCGGCUAUAAUUCUUUGUUUAUCUCCUCGACUUAUACAAACACGGAUCAUCACCUAGACGGAUCUGGCAAGACGAACAUCCUGGAAAAUUUUUCUACUCCACAGUCUGUGUUUUGUGGCUGCUGUUCUACAGAAAAAUAUACUUCUCUAUUUUGAGACGAAUUUCACUACUCAAUUCCGUCCAAACGAUACGUCACUGGUAUAACAGAUAUUGUGUAUUAUACCUAAGGCAAGUAAAAUGAAUAUUGGUGGAAUUAUCGCCGGUUUCCUUGUGCUGCUAUCUCUUGCAUGGCAUAUCACAUGCAAGGACACAUAUGACAUUCCAGUUGCCAUCAAUGCUCUGAUACAGGAUCCCGACAAAGUAGACGAAACAGAAAAAUUCUUUUAUGAUCAGGAUAAAGACUUCUAUUCUAAAGUCACACCAUUUGAUGUGGCUAAAUCUUUAGAACUAUCUGUUGAAGAUACGAUAAGCAAAAAAAUCAAAAUUGUUUUCCUAACGUUUGCCUCCUCUCAUGUUGGAAAUCCGUUGAGCCUGAAGGAUCUAAAAUACACAACAAAAAGCAACUGGUCUUAUACGAUAAGUGUGAAGAGCAUCUUAAAUGCAUCGAAUGGAGAACUCGUAGAUAUCAAUGGGCAAACAGUUAUUUCCAAAAUACAAGAAAAUGCUAUGAAAGUUUUGGGAAAACGAUAUCAGUUUAAAAGUGAUAACAUUAGGAACAAGCUAGGGCUUGGAAAAAUGGCCUACCUUGCAGCGGAUGAGAAGAUAUGGAUCAAAGUGGUUGGAAUUAUCGUUGAAAACGUGACUGCGGAUAGAAAUGAAGCUUUAAAUUUGACAACGUGUUAUUUAGCUGAGAUGAUUGGAAAAACGGUGUCCCAAAUACAAAAAUUCACAUUGAACGAGGUUGACAUGUACUUGUACAAUACAACAAAGUUGUUGGAGAAGCUACCUGAGUAUAGUGACAAUGUAAUAAUACGUCUUUAUCAAACAUUUAAUAUUAUGCCCACAUUCCUGGCAAGAAUUAGCAACACAGAAUUGUCAAAGAUAAACGCUAUGAUGAUGAAAGACGUAUUAAAUCUCUUUACAAACAGUGUGCUAAAGUCUCUCCGGGUCAAUGCAAAUGAAAUCAGUGAAAAAGAUUCAAGUUUUGAUCCAAAAAUGCUUCUUUCUUGCACCGAUAAAUGGGAACCAUUUAAAACCAUAAUCAUAUCAGAAUCUUUCCAAAACUCUGCAGAAGCUAUGUCAGUGGAGACUGAUAUCCUUUCAGCACUGAUUAACAUCUCAUAUUCGGAUAUUCAAGAGUUUACAAUCACCGUAAUGAUGAAUACACUAGAGACAGUUAUAGAUCCGUUAUCACAACAAAAGGAAUUGAUGGAGGCUACCAAUUUGUCUGCUAUCCUUCAAGAUCAAGGCUCGGACAAAAUAAACACUCUGAAUGAAAGUGUUUUUAACGUUAUCUACAGUCGCACAAACUUCACCGAACACCAACUGGGAAUUUUAUAUGAAUGGACCUCAAACGAUUAUCUAUUUUCCUCCAUGUUUACUCUUGAAGAAACAAAUGAUGUAUGCAAAAUCAAUACGCUUAACUAUGUUCUUCUCGCCUUGGCACGCCUUACUGUAGGUCAGGACGGGGUUAUUCCUUGUAAAUCUUUCGAAAUGCUGAGAGAAAUUUGGAGAAGGAAGUCUUUGAACUAUCUAGAAUCAAAACAUUCCAAACAAAAACAACUGUCAUUACACUCCUCGAUCUCUAUGUUGGUCAAUCAACUGACCGACGCGUCAUUUGCGAUUAACUACCGCGUGCUGAAUGUGUCAUCUGAAACUGAAAAACUUAUCUCGCAGUUAUCAAUAAACAAUAUCACGGCAAUCACAACAUAUUCAAGUUCAUACCUAAAAACCAAGUCUUUUCAAGAUAUCAUUGAAAUCAUUGUACAUCUGAAGCGUAAUGGCUCGUUUGAUCGUGAAGUGACACGUGGAAGAGAAAGUACCACGCUUUCCAGCGUACAAUCGAGCACACUUCUCGCACCACCUAUGUUACCUACUUCAACUCUUGUUAUUGCCGACAAAAUGUCACUCACAAAAUAUCCGUCAACAACAAGCAUGUUCCCAACCAGCACUGCAGUAAACCAAGUUGCAUACUCUUCAAACAUUCCGUCCCAUUCAACUGCACCAAUUGAACCACGUGUCCAAAACUCCAGUCUGUACUUGUCAACCUCCGUUCUACCGGCAUCACCGACCGGCAUAUCGACAACAUUAAUAUCCAGCAUAUCGCUCGUUAAACCAACUACAACAAAGACUGAAACAAUAACAUCCAGCAUUCAAAAAUCAGGCUCAAAGUGUCAACCCGAAUGCAAAACUGGCGAAUUGUGCAUCUUAGAUAACCAGAAUACAGUCUCAAUGACAUGUAAAGAUGCAAAAAAUCUAGAAGGAAGAUUGAGGAUCACAAGUGGCGCUAACUUUACUGUACAGUUGACGGAUAAAACCUCGGAAGCUUUCAAGAAAUUCUCAAUUCAAGUUGAAAUACUGAUCGAUUCAAUCUGCAAACGUUCUCAAUACAAAUCUACGUUUCUUGGUUCUGAGGUCUUACGAUUUGAGUCAGGAAGCAUAAUUGUGCAUUACAAGCUAUCAUUUGAUAGCAAAUUAGACUUGUCAAGUUCUACUGUGGAGGAUAUCGAACAAGUGUUCAGAAAUGCCCAGGAUACUAAUUUUACAAUUGACAAUAGCAGCAUUGCUGUUGAAGAUUAUGACGAGUGUUCCACAGGAAAGGCAACGAAGUGUUAUAAAACAGCUACGUGUAACAACACGCUGGGAUCCUAUGUAUGUAUCUGUCCUAAAGGUUCAACUGGGGAUGGCAGUUCAUGUCGAGUGGCCAAUACGAGAAAACCAAACGACAAGGAAGACGUACCGUGGAUAAUAUAUGUAGUUAUCGCAAUUAUGGUUGUAUUAAUUAUCUUCCUUAUUGUCGUAAUAAUCUACUGUGAGAAGAAACAUAAGAAGAAACAAAGGCCUCAAGUUUUAGAUUUUCACCAUGGUGGAAUCAACAUGUAUCCUCGAUCAACGCCAUAUCUUGCACAGACACCAGAAUCAGAAGCAGACCUUGCGGAUGGCUUUGGUAUUGUGAACAGACACGGCCCUCAACUCAACAUGGUCACAUUUAAUCCAACCCCUGAAGACAAGAAAGAAUUAGAAUUGCAGAAAUCGUAAAAUACAGAAAAAAGGCGCAUUAUCUUAACUUUGGUGAUUUGUGCGAGAAAAUAGGCCAUGAACAAAAACGGUUGCAGUGUAAAUAAGCAUGAAUACUAUUGCAAUCAUCAACAUAGAAAUAUUGCAAUCAUCAUAGAAAUAUAUAUAGCUACAAACAAGUCUUUGAAAUGCACGUUAAACAUAGCUGCAAGUACUUGCAUUGCACUGGUUGACGUUCGCCGUGCUAAUGUGCGGUCCUCUCUCCUAGGUUUUCCACUACCGACUCUGAGCAGAACACAACAUUGAAAUCGUGGAUGCCUCAGGUUGCAUCACUUGCAUGACAAAUUUUCAGUUAUUACCGACUUUGGUUUUAAUUACCCAAUGCCUCUCCCAUGCAAGGAGAGUCAAAUUACAUGUUCAAUUUAAUAUUAGCCUGAUAAUCAGGCCCUUAGUUAAGAUGAAAACAACCAGAAAUCCGUCCUUGUGGGAAUUAAUAUGUGCCUGCUAUUAAUGACGGCGACGUCAUAUUGACCAUGUGAAACGGCCUCUGUAUGCCGGCUUAUAAGACUAGGACUGCGUGGUUGUUUAGAACAAUAAACCGACAGUGUUUCCACAGAAAUUAUUCUUCAAAGAAUUAGACACAAACAUAUUUAUUUUUCCACUUUUGAUCAUGGCGAAUAUGCAAAAGUGCAUGCAAUUCAUGCAGACAAGACUUUUUUUAACUUUUUUGUUCUAUAUGGUACAAUAAUGUAAUUAAAAAUUCCUUAAAUAGAAAGUUUCCUGAUAAUUUCAGGUCAUUAUAGGUCUACUUCGGACUACACAACAAGGAAGGAAAUACAGGCAGCAUCUGGCUUUUAUUCCGCAUGUUAAAAUAUACAUUGACGGUUUCUAUUUAUGUCCAGAUGGACAAUGAUGUAUACUGUACAUAUGAUUGCGUUAAGGUUCA